This is a messenger RNA of Schizosaccharomyces japonicus yFS275, 2262 nucleotides long. Its product is annotated as transcription factor Atf21. Gene Ontology annotation, molecular function: DNA-binding transcription factor activity; DNA binding; RNA polymerase II cis-regulatory region sequence-specific DNA binding. NCBI's taxonomy places the organism in Eukaryota, Fungi, Ascomycota, Schizosaccharomycetes, Schizosaccharomycetales, Schizosaccharomycetaceae. Bases 825 to 2021 code for a protein of 398 amino acids. The record is from RefSeq and is a predicted model, not a curated record. The transcript has a single exon. Gene Ontology annotation, cellular component: nucleus. Gene Ontology annotation, biological process: regulation of DNA-templated transcription.
GGAGAGAAUCAUUAUAAUAAGCAUUGCGUAGCCACAAGCUCACCGAUCCUUUCCCUCUUACCACAUAUAUUAGGUCUUUUUGCUCAACACGGUCAUUUUUCGUUCACACCUAUAUCAGCGUGUGUCGGAAGAACUGUGAAGUGUUCGUUUAUUCCUGGGUAUCCGUCUAGUAAUUGUAGGCGCUACUUAUCAAGUUUUCUCUACUCCUUUGUUAAGACUGACGCAUUCUUCGUCGUUGAUCUUAGUGUCUUCUUACACGUGUUGGUCAACCAUUGUCCGAACAUCGCGCGUAUAACACUUGUUUAUCUUAACGAUUGUUGACUUUAUUGUUAUUCUUUAGGAACAUAAGCCGUAUCGGCGAUUUAUUUGUUUUUUAUCGCGCAUUUCAGCGUCAGGGUGAUUGCUGAACUAUUUCGCGUGCCCUGGUUUCCCCGGUGGGUUUAAGGUUGUCUUUGUUAAAUUAAAACGCGCUCCGCGUCGCGUUCCCCUCAGUUUUUGGUCUCGGUUUAGAUUUCGUGCCCUUUUAACCCCCACUUUUAGGUACUACCACUGCUUUCUCUUACGGGGUAUUAUUCUUAGCACUUUCCCCACUUCCCCACACCAUCCCAUUAAUCCCACAUCAGUCCUAGCGGGAUUGUUUACCUUUAAGACUGGAAUUGCUUGUUUUUGUUUACGUACAGAACAAGAUUUAAACAUUUCGGUUUCUCCUGUGUACUCACUUGUUUUGGAAUUAAAUCAUUGGAUGCUCAAUUUUUGAAUUGCGUUUUCGCAAACAGCAUUCCGUUCUCGUUGAAACAUAACUGUACACAUUAUUUGCUUUCACAAUGGAAUUCUCACAAGUUUAUAUGGGCUUCGACGGUCUCGGAUCGCGCGACGUCGGCAGCCGCAAUCCUAGUUCAGCAGUAAAAAUGGAAGAUUCGCAACAACAGUCGCAGCUGCCGGGCGUCCGGAACUACCACAUGUCCUACAACUCGUCAUCAGCAGGAAACGCUGUCAUCGGCGGAAAUGACGGAGCAUUCAAUGCAGGCGGUGUGUCGGAUGCAAGCUCGAUUCAACCGACGGCCAUGGUUAAUGACGCUGGGGCCAACACAGCAACCGUUGGUCCCUCUGACUUUUCUUCAAAUGUUGGCAACAAUCCCGCCUUUUUCGGUGAUGGCGGCCUUCCGCUUCGCAUGUCCUCUAUGAAGAAAUCUGCUGGCAACAACAAUGGCAGCCUUUUAGACGGCACUAUUAGUAUGUCCGACAUUUCGCUCGUCUCGCCUGGCAACAAUGCUUCGGCAUAUAAAAUGCCUGUUGGUAUAGACUCCGCAGCGCCUAAGCGCAUGCAAAAUGAAAGUCAUGUUGGAGGUGGAGCCGGCUCGCCUUCGUUAGAGCUGGGUAGAUCGGGUGCGUUGCCUGUGUCCGGUUUAUCGUCGCCCUACGUAAACUCUUUGCAGCAGCCUUCAGAUGGACGAAAUGACGAUUCGAACCGGGAUGGUCAUUCGUCUUCUUUCGUCCCUCCCUCCGCUGCAUAUUGUCAUCGAGGAAGUGAAGACUUUCUGGCGGGUUCCGGUGCGAGGAAUGACCAGGCAGCCGCAGAUGCAUUCGAUCCCACCCGUCGUCAUACAAUUACCGCUGACAUGAACAGUUUGCGUUCUCAAAUGCCGACGACUCAGAUGGGUGAGAAGCGUCGUUCUUCCUACAGCCCAUCCGAAACUUCCCCUGGUCCGCGUAAACGCUCUUCUACAUCUACUCUUGAUGAGUCGCCUGAAGAGAAACGUCGUCGUGCUUUGGAACGGAACCGGAUUGCGGCCUCUAAAUGCCGUCAAAAGAAAAAACAAUGGACUCAAGAGCUUGAAGCUACCGCACGCAGUGCAUCGGAGCAGUCCCGCAGUCUUAAGCUCCUGGUUUCCCAACUGAAAGAUGAGGUUCUCAACUUAAAGAAUCAACUGCUCGCCCAUCAAAACUGCUCGUGUGAAGGCAUUCGACGCUAUUUAUCUUCAGAAGCCCAAGGCAUCAUGUCGCAAGUGAAACAACGCUAAAUUCUCUGCAUUUGUGUGGUCAAGUUUUAUUGCCUUUUCCUUUCUGUGUUUCCGUUCUUUGUACCAUAUUUUUCUUUUUCUUUCUCUCUUUCUCUCUCUUUCUGUCAGUCAUGUUUCCCUCCCUGGUGUUUCCAACACUCUACAACUCUCAACAUUCGACACUUGUUAUGUCUUUUGUCAUGCCCCUUCAUGUUUGUUUAACGACCUUAAUGACAUUUCGUUAUGAGUAUUCUAAGUACAA